Sphenostylis stenocarpa is the source of this 1290-nucleotide messenger RNA. The record is from the annotation of a GenBank genome assembly. NCBI's taxonomy places the organism in Eukaryota, Viridiplantae, Streptophyta, Magnoliopsida, Fabales, Fabaceae.
AUGACGGUCGCAACCGCAGCCUCCGCACGGACCAAGAGGAUCUUCAAACUCACGCUCUCCCUCCUCCGCCUCGGCUUCAACUCCUCCAAAUGCAAAACGGCAGCGAAAAUGGCGGUGGCGAGGAUCAAGCUGCUUCGGAACAAGAGAGAGGUGGUCGUGAGGCAGAUGCGGCGAGACAUUGCUGUUCUUCUUCAGUCUGGUCAAGAUGCCACGGCUCGUAUCAGGGUUGAGCAUGUCAUGAGAGAGCAAAAUGUUUUGGCUGCAAAUGAGUUCAUUGAGCUCUUCUGUGAACUAAUUGUGACCAGACUCUCAAUCAUUGCAAAGCAAAGGGAAUGUCCAGCAGAUUUGAAAGAAGGAAUCGCUAGCUUGAUAUUUGCAGCCCCUAGGUGCUCUGAAAUUCCAGAACUCGUGUCACUUAAGAAUAUCUUUGAGAAGAAAUAUGGGAAAGAUUUUGUCUCUGCAGCUGUUGAUCUUAGGCCUAGCUGCGGCGUAAAUCGUCAGUUGAUAGAAAAACUCUCAGUACGAACGCCUCCUGGUGAAGUAAAAUUGAAAGUGUUGAAGGAAAUAGCUAAGGAGCAUCAAAUUGAUUGGGAUACUACAGAAUCUGAGAAAGAACUUCUUAAGCCUCCAGACGAGCCAAUAGAAGGGCCACGCACUUUUGUCAGUGCAAGCAGCGUACCAGUGAAACCUUCUACAAAUGUGUCAGUGGAAUCAAAUAAACCUACGAGAUUAUCUGGUGGUGGAAAAACCGAUGCCGUGCAUUAUGAAGAUGCUAAGUCCGCAGCUGAAGCAGCAGCUGAAGCAGCUAAGAAGGCAAUUGCUGCUGCUGAAGUUGCUGCUUAUAUGGCUAAGAAGGAAUUUAAUGAAGCUCCUCAACCAUAUGUUUACAAUGGUAAGUUGUACAACUCAGAAGUCAACUCUGGGACCUUCCAAGCAAAAAAUCCUUCAACUGAGGGAAAAAUGUAUAGAUCACACAGCUUACCAAGAUCUGAUCAAAUGAAAAGUGAGGAUUCAAUGCACAACCAAUAUGGUGGAAAUGAUUAUAGGAGGUACAGCUACCAUCCAACUUCUGCACAUUCAGAUAUUAAGUUUGAUGAAUCAGAUUGUGAUGAAGAGAUUGAAGCAGAAGUACCUCCUGCUACUUUACCCCCUAAUCGGCUUCCACCACCUGCACCUUCAUCUCUGAGUAAACAGGAUAGCCACAUUCAUCGUGUUCAUCCCAAAUUGCCAGAUUAUGAUGAACUUGCUGCACGCUUUGAUGCACUAAAAUUCAAGAAGUCACAAUCCUGA